Messenger RNA from Acaromyces ingoldii, 2694 nucleotides. RefSeq lists its product as hypothetical. Lineage: Eukaryota; Fungi; Basidiomycota; Exobasidiomycetes; Exobasidiales; Cryptobasidiaceae. Gene Ontology annotation, biological process: maturation of SSU-rRNA from tricistronic rRNA transcript (SSU-rRNA, 5.8S rRNA, LSU-rRNA). The coding region runs from base 1 to 2694 and encodes 897 amino acids. The transcript is spliced from 3 exons. Gene Ontology annotation, cellular component: t-UTP complex; 90S preribosome; small-subunit processome. The record is from RefSeq and is a predicted model, not a curated record. Gene Ontology annotation, molecular function: protein binding; RNA binding.
AUGGACGUCGAUGCAGACGUGGACAUGAACGCGAGCGGGCCGUCUUCGGGUCCUUCGACAUCUGCGAUGGACCUUCAUCGUGUCCGCUUCGUCGACUGGGCGCCGUCACGCAUCACUGCCAUGGCCUUUUCUCCCCCCUCGCCCUUGAAGCCCGCCGAACGAAGCGUCCUUGCCGUGGGGAGAGAAAAUGGCAACAUCGACCUGUGCGUGUGGACAGAGGACAGCCAAGAUCAAGCGCCAGCGUCGUUAGCAAAAGGGUGGCUCGUCGACACCACGCUUGUCGGCAACGGCGACUCCAAGAUUGACUCGAUCGCCUUCGUCCUUUGCCCGACUCAACCCCGCCCGACUUUGCGUCUUUUUUCGACGUCUGGAGGGCCGCUGUUGACGGAGCACUUUCUCCCACCUCAUCUUUCAUCUUGGCCUUCCUCCGAUAACUCUCCCGGCUUCGUCACUGCCGCAAUGGCUGCCCAAUCUUCCAAGGCGCUGGCGUUGGCAGGGACAACGAGGACGUUGCCUUCGAAUGGAGGCUCAAUCUGGGCGCUAGCACCCUCGCCCUUGGGAAAGAAAUUGGCCAUUGCGUGCCAAGACGGCCAUGUCCGUAUCGUCGACAUCGAAGAUGGCCGCUUCGAGCACUACAUCGUCAGUCGGAGAAUUGCCAGCCAAGGCGGUCACAGGGGCAUCGGUGUUCAUAUGCUCGAUAGAGUUAAGUAUCGGGUCGUCAGCCUCGCUUGGGGCCCACCAAGAAGGACAACACCCAAGCAGACCAAGACAAACAGGGCGAUCGACUCAGAUACAGACUCGGACUCGGACUCGGAUUCGGACUCCGACGACGACGAAGAACUAUGGCAAGACUCGUUUCUGGUAGGAGGGACAGCAUCGUCGUGCGGCCUGGUGUGGGAUCUGGCAACCGGACGCAUGGUGGAUAAGGUGCUCGUCGACAGAUCACGCUUCGAGCAGACAAUCGUCUGGUCCGUCUUAGCCCUUGGCGACGGAACGCUGGUCUUUGGCGAUUCGAUGGGCAACGUCACCUUUUUCGAAGCAAAGACGAGGACAGCUAUUUCUGGCGGCCAGUUCUCGGGCCACAAGCGCAGUGCCGAUGUUCUCACCCUCUGUGCAGGGCCAGAUGGCAAGAGCGUCUACAGUGGCUCAGUGGACCAAAACGUCGUCGAGUAUGCCCUUGUAGAGGGCGACUCGCAACGAGCCCGAUGGAUCCAGACCGGGUCGAGACGUCUACAUGCGCACGAUGUCAAGGCGCUCGCAAUCGACCCUCCCUUUAGCCCUCUUGUUGGGGGAUCGGAUCGGCUUCCCAUUCUUGUCAGCGGCGGUGUCGACUUUCACCUCGUCCUCACCCCCGCUGCCUCACCGUCUCAGACUUACAAUCCGAUCAGCAACAGUCCGAUUACUUCAUUUGCAGAGACAGUACAACGGAGAAUCGCGUACGUGCCACCUACUUCAAAGGGUGGCGCGUUAGGAGGAGGCGGUGCGAUCUCAGUCUGCGAAGGAAAGCGCUGGAUUCUUCUUCGUAGAGAGACAAGCGAUGCGCCGACCGGCGAUCAGUGGGUCAAGCUGCUGGAAAUGGACCUGAAAGUCAAGACAAACCUCGUGGCCCUGGCGAUCUCGCCCGACGGACGAUUUCUGGCCGUCAGCGACCUGUACGAGACCAAGCUCUUCUCUUUGCAGACAGUGGGCGACGGGAUCCUACCCCGUCGAGUCAGCGCCUUCUCCAAGGCGUUUGGCGAAGGAGCUGGCGGCGCGCCUGGCUCGAGCGCAAUGACGUUCACGCCAGACAGCAGUCGCCUGGUCCUGGCUACAUACCCUGGCUCAUACGUCCACGUCGUGGAGCUACCCACGGAAGAUACGGCACCCCGCUGCCGGAUCGUUGCUAGCUUCUCACAGCAUCGGAGCCGCGAGGCCGGCCGGGCCGUCGCAGGCAAAAAGCUCACAAAUGGCCAUGCUCAUUCGAAUGGCCACGCCAACGGAGUCGACUCGGACUCCGAGAGUGGAUCCGAGGCUGAAGAGGAGACGGAACCAGAAACAAGGCAGAGGACACAGUUUGCUCGGCUUGAUCUCGUCCAAGUCUCGCCCGACGGACAAUACCUUGUGUCGGUCGACACUUCGAGACGUAUCCACGUCUUUUCCCUCGACACGCUCCGUCACCACGGCGCGCUGCCUUCGCCUCCUACCGUGCCGAGCUGCAUCACCUUUGAUCCGGCCAGACCCUCAAGGAUGCUUCUUGUACUGCCGACGAACAAGACGCAGCUCGUCGACGUCGAGUCGCCCCUGCAGCAAGACGCGCUCGGCUUUGAGAUGCCGCUGCACAAACGAUUGGCUGGCGUGCGUGAUCACGCAGUCGGAGCAAUCUGGCUCGCAAAGACUGCCGCUCGACCCGAGACAAUUCUGACCUGGGGACCUGCAUGGCUCUGCGCCGUCAAGAAGGGAUCAUCGGCAUCCCUUGCUACACCCUCCUCCAAGAGGGCGAGAGAUGGAAACAGUCAAGGGUCGGCCGAGUCGGCCCUGGCGUCGUGGUCGUGCAACAUGACGUUUGACUACCAGUCAAUCCUUCACGUCGGCUUACUUCUUUCCAAAAAGCAAGACGGUGCCGAAGAAGAGCUCCUCGUGGUGGAGAGGCCCAGCUUCGACCUUGCCCACCUGCAGCCCCCCGUCUUCCAUCGUGGCGCAAAGUACGGCCACUAA